AUGGAUGGAACUCCCUUUACAAAGAUGCCCUCUCUCAAACAAGAAGGAUCUUUCAGCAGCGCCCUGUUCAAUGAACCAAUGAGUGAGAUCAUUCGCAAUCUGGCAAAGGAAUCCGAGUAUAUUCAGGGCAUGGAUAAAGGAAUACUUGACCCCAACGUCUUUGGCGGAUACACGGUGCAGGAUGCUGCUUAUUGCUUCAAUGCAGUGGAUCCUUACGAACGAGCUGCUGAGAAGAUGCAAGAAGUUGGCAAACCAGAAUUCUCUUUACUUUACAGGACUCAAUCAGAGAGUUUCAAAAGCUACAACCAGUAUUUUCUACAAACAUGGUGGCUCCAGAAUACAGACAGCGUAGCAAUGGGGCCGGCUGCAGCAACGUACGUGGGAUAUGAACGUGCCUUGAGCCAAAACGAUCCCAAGUACCUUUGUAAUGCCAUGUUACCAUGUGCCAUGCUAUGGCCCUGGAUUACCGACCAACUCAUCGCUUCAGUCGACAAGAACCCAUAUCAUAUCUGGUUUAAAGACAACAAGCCAAGCCCGGGCCACAAAAACCACCUGUGCGGCUUGCGAUCAAACCCUGUUUUACUACUCGUCCUUUAA
This is a messenger RNA of Pocillopora verrucosa, 597 nucleotides long. The record is from RefSeq and is a predicted model, not a curated record. Lineage: Eukaryota; Metazoa; Cnidaria; Anthozoa; Scleractinia; Pocilloporidae.